AUGCUUAAAGAAAGGUAUGACAACCCACGGAUAGUCUUCGAGGAACGAGUAGAAGAGUUUAUUGCAAUUCCAUUCAUGGCAAAGGAAUACUCAACCGAAAUGAGGCAUUUACAAACUAUGUUAAAGGGCUGCGCAACAGAAUUUCUUCGCCUCAAUGUUACUCAUAUCAACGAUCUACUCACUCAUUUUGCGGUAAAGAAGUGUGCUCCGGAGACGCUGCAAGCUUGGGAGCACUAUUUAGCAUCUAAAACAACGGUACCCUCGUACUCAGAUUUCGAUAAGUUUUUUAGCAACCGCUUGAUCAGUGUAACCAACAUCGAGAGAAGCAGACAAAUAGUACAAAAAACUUGUCCCCAAGAAAACGUGAAGACGAAACAUUCCACGGACCUCAAACCCAAAUCGGUACAGUCAAAACCUCAUUUGCAACGCAAGUCCUACCAUGUUUCCACAUCCACGUCAUCAACUAAAGAAAGGUGUUUCAUACCAGAAUGCAAAGGACCACAUCACAUUAGAUCCUGCCCGGACUUUCUAGCGCGUGAUUGUUUUGCUAAGAAAACAGUCGCCGAUCAACUUCGUCUGUGCAUAAACUGUCUAGGUAACACUCACUUCGUAUCAAAGUGUCCAAAUAAUGCAAACUGCAAAACCUGUGGUAAACGCCAUCAUACUUUACUACAUUUCACCUUCAGCGGUAGUUCAGCAGCGGCUAGACAAGCAGAGCCUGUGUUAACAUAG
Messenger RNA from Rhagoletis zephyria (snowberry fruit fly), 732 nucleotides. RefSeq lists its product as uncharacterized. NCBI's taxonomy places the organism in Eukaryota, Metazoa, Arthropoda, Insecta, Diptera, Tephritidae. The record is from RefSeq and is a predicted model, not a curated record.